Molossus molossus (Pallas's mastiff bat) is the source of this 7017-nucleotide messenger RNA. It is a transcript of the gene PLEKHA6, whose product is annotated as pleckstrin homology domain containing A6. The transcript has 26 exons. NCBI's taxonomy places the organism in Eukaryota, Metazoa, Chordata, Mammalia, Chiroptera, Molossidae. The coding region runs from base 121 to 3627 and encodes 1168 amino acids. The record is from RefSeq and is a predicted model, not a curated record.
GAGUGGGGCUCACACCUCAGAAGCCGCCACAAUGAAAGACGGAACACAUUUCUACACCCAGUGACCUGCCAGGUCCCAGAAGAAAACAAAAAGUUUGACUUGAAAACAUCGACCUUGGACAUGUCCAAUAAAGCAGGUGGGAAACGCCCGGCUACCACCAACAGUGACAUCUCCAACCACAACAUGGUGUCCGAGGUCCCUCCGGAGCGGCCCAGCAUCCGGGCCACCCGGACAUCCCGCAAGGCCAUUGCCUUUGGCAAACGCUCACACUCCAUGAAGCGGAACCCCACCGCACCUGUCACCAAGGCGGGCUGGCUCUUCAAACAGGCCAGCUCUGGGGUCAAGCAGUGGAACAAGCGCUGGUUCGUCCUGGUGGAUCGCUGCCUCUUCUACUAUAAAGAUGAGAAGGAGGAGAGCAUCCUGGGCAGCAUCCCCCUCCUGAGCUUCCGGGUGGCCGCAGUGCAGCCCUCGGACAACAUCAGCCGAAAACACACCUUUAAGGUGACUGUGUGCUGGGUGGACGCGGCGGGGGCCAGUUCCACGAACUGCCUCUCCCCACAGGCGGAGCACGCCGGGGUCCGCACCUACUUCUUUAGCGCCGAGAGCCCCGAGGAGCAGGAAGCCUGGAUCCAGGCCAUGGGGGAGGCAGCCCGAGUGCAGAUCCCCCCAGCCCAGAAGUCGUUGCCCCAACCUAUGCGUCUCAACCACGAGAAGCCAGACUCCGAGAACGUCCCACUCAGCAAGCACCACCACCAGCCGCCUCACAGCAGCGUCCCCAAGCCUGAGCCAGAGGCCAAGACUCGAGGGGAGGGGGAUGGCCGAGGCUGUGAGAAGGCGGACAGGCGGCCUGAGCUGCCCGAAGUCCAGAGCGAGCCUCUGGUGAAAGCCAAUGGCAUCCAAGCUGGACUGGACCCAGCCUCAGAGCCUGGCAGCCCUCACCCUGAGGGCCCAAGGGUCCCAGGGGGCAGGGAGCGGCCCGCCCAGCCCAAUGGCUGGCAGUAUAGCUCCCCAAGCCGACCGGGGAGCACAGCUUUCCCGCCCCAGGACUCAGAGAGUGGGGGGCACCGGCCGAGCUUCCCCCCCCACGCCAACCCUGACAAGAUUGCCCAGCGCAAGAGCUCCAUGAACCAGCUUCAGCAGUGGGUGAACCUGCGUCGGGGGGUGCCCCCACCUGAAGACCUUCGGAGUCCCUCUAGGUUCUACCCCACGUCCCGCAGGGCCCCUGAGUAUUACGGCUCCUACUCCUCCCAGUACCCCGAUGAUUACCAGUACUACCCGCCAGGGGUGCGGCCCGACAGCAUCUGCUCCAUGCCUGCCUACGACCGCAUCAGCCCGCCCUGGGCCCUGGAGGACAAGCGCCACUCCUUCCGCAACGGGUGUGGGUGGAAGGAGCCUGCCAGCUAUGGACGGCAGGACAGCUCUGUCUGGAUCCCCAGCCCCUCCCGGCGGCCGGUCUACUACGACGAGCUGGAGGCUGCCUCGGGCUCGCUGCGCCGCCUGUCCUUGGAGCCCCGGUCCCACUCGGUGCCCCGCUCACCCAGCCAGGGCUCCUACAGCCGUGCCCGCAUUUACUCCCCCAUCCGUUCGCCCAGCGCCCGGUUUGAGCGGCUGCCGCCUCGCAGUGAGGACAUCUACGCUGACCCCGCUGCCUAUGUGAUGCGGCGCUCCAUCAGCUCUCCCAAGUAUGAUUACCUGGGAGACAGGCGGCCAGUCCCUGCAGGACUGUACCCCUACAACUACCCACCACCCCCCACGGUUCACGAUAAGAUGAUGAGUGAGAGCGAGACUCUCAUCAGUAUGGUGAACCGCAUGGUGGAGAGCUCCUCCCCCAGGGCCCAGCUCUUCAUGCAAGUCCCUCCGUACCCAGAAGUGUUCCGGGACAGCCUCCACACCUACAAGCUAAACGAACAAGACACAGAUAAGUUGCUGGGCAAAUUGUGUGAGCAGAACAAGGUGGUGAGGGAGCAGGACCGGCUGGUGCAGCAGCUCCGAGCUGAGAAGGAGAGCCUGGAAAGUGCCUUGAUGGGGACCCACCAGGAGCUGGAGAUGUUCGGAAGCCAGCCCGCCUACCCAGAGAAGCUGCUGCAUAAGAAGGAGGCGCUGCAGAACCAGCUCAUCAACAUCCGGGUGGAGCUGUCGCAGGCAACAACGGCCCUGACCAACAGCACCCUGGAGUAUGAGAACCUGGAGGCGGAGGUCUCUGCCCUGCACGAUGACCUCUGGGAACAGCUCCACGUGGACAUGCAGAACGAGGCGCUCAGCCGGCAGAUCCAGAAGGAGAUUUGGAGGAUCCAGGAUGUGAUGGAGGGGCUCAGGAAGAACAACCCCUCCCGGGGCACCGACACGGCCAAGCACAGAGGAGGACUCGGCCCCUCGGCCACCUGCAGCUCCAACAGCCCUGCCAGCCCUCUCAGCUCCGCCAGCCUCACCAGUCCCCUGAGCCCCUUUUCACUAGUGUCUGGCUCUCAGGGGUCCCCCACCAAGUCUGGGUCCAACGAGGAGCCUGGCCCACCACGGCCCCCCCUCCCCAAAGCCUACGUCCCCCUGGAGUCUCCUCCCACCGUGCCUCCUCUCCCUAGCGAGAGCCACUUCUGGCCAUACCCCAACUCCCCUUCCUGGCACUGCGGUGGCGAGACAGCCAGGGGUCAGCUCAAGGCAAGCUAUGAGCUAAGCAAGAAAGAGCCCCACCAGACAUUGCCCUUGGACGCCUCCAGAGACAUAAGCCUCAUGCCGACCAGGCAAGAGGUAGAGGCAGAGAAGCAGGCUGCUCUCAACAAAGUUGGCAUUGUGCCCCCACGGACAAAGUCACCCGCGGAUGAAGAGGUGACGCCAUCCAGGGUGGUGAGGAGGAAUGCCAACGGGCUCCCCAAUGGAGUCUCCGCCCGGCAAGAGCGCCCCAAGAGCGCGGUGUUCCCGGGUGAGGGCAAGGUCAAAAUGAGCGUGGAGGAGCAGAUUGACCGCAUGCGGCGGCACCAGAGCGGCUCCAUGAAGGAGAAGCGGAGGAGCCUCCAGCUCCCAGCCAGCCCGGCCCCCGACCCCAGCCCUCGGCCAGCCUACAAAGUAGUGCGCCGCCACCGCAGCAUCCACGAAGUGGACAUCUCCAACCUGGAGGCGGCCCUGCGGGCGGAGGAGCCUGGUGGGCGGGCCUAUGAGACACCGAGGGAGGAAAUCGCCCGGCUUCGCAAGAUGGAGCUGGAGCCCCAGCACUAUGAUGUGGACAUCAAUAAGGAGCUCUCCACCCCAGACAAAGUGCUCAUCCCUGAGCGGUACGUUGACCUGGAGCCCGACCUGCCCCUGAGCCCCGAGGAGUUGAAGGAGAAGCAGAAGAAGGUGGAAAGGAUCAAGACGCUCAUUGCCAAGUCCAGUAUGCAGAACGUGGUGCCUGUCGGCGAGGGGGACCUUGUGGACGUGCCCCAGGACUCAGAGAGCCAGCUGCAGGAGCAGGAGAAGCGGAUUGAAAUCUCCUGCGCCCUGGCGACCGAGGCCUCCCGCAGGGGCCGCAUGCUGUCUGUGCAAUGUGCCACCCCAAGCCCUCCCACUUCCCCUGCUUCCCCGACUUCACCAGCCAACCCCCUAUCGUCUGAAUCCCCACCGGGCACCGACAGCAGCCAUACCAUGCGGGUCUGAGCUCUGACUGCAAGCCCAGGCUGAGGCCGCUGCGGGGAAGCCCCACCGAGCCACCUUCUGAGGCCCUCCCUGUCCGCCGAGGCCCCGCCCCCUGGCCCCGCCCCUGCGCUCUCAGGAGAAACUGCAAGGAGCCAGGCUGGGGCCAGGGGCUGCUGCCGAGAGGAACGCGGGUACUUCAGCGUCCACACGCCCACACCAGGCCCUGAUGCCCUCACCACUCAGAUGGCGGUCCUAAGCCAGGGCCUGAGCUGGUGGGGAGGAGAGCAUCCUGUCUGAUGCCCAAGUCACAAGACGCCUAGGUCUGACUGGUUGGGGUCAUGGUGGUCCUACUGGAACAUGCCCUGAUGGAGAAGACACCCUGGUGGGGAAGAUGCUCUGGGCUGCCUUCGGCUAGGACUAGAGGUGAACAGAAGACGGACACUCUGCCUCUCCCGGCCCUCCUGACACCAAGGACAGAGCCUGCCAUCAUCCUCUUCCCCACCAACCCGCCCUCCUGCCCCGCUGUGCCCCAGGCUUUGACACACCUCUGCUUAUGGGUGCUCCUUUGCAGUCCACUGGAGACUAACCACACUGCUUGAGCCAAAGACGAGAUGACAAGAGAUGAUGAGAGAUGGGGAGAGGCUCCUUGGCUCCCAGGGGGUGCCCGCGGUGAUAGAGAACAGCCAGGUGCACAGUGUUGGGGAGGUUGAGAAGGGGUAGGAGAGGGGAAGGAGGGGUCCUAGGACAGGCGGAAAGAAGCAGAAGGACUCAUUGGCAGGUAAGAAGAGGAGGAGGAAGGGGGAUGGGAAAGAUUUCACGAGGGGAGCCUUGGCGGGUGCCAAGCGCGGUGCCAGACUGUCAGCUUGGCCUUCCCGCCUCAUCCCCAGGACCAGAGGCCCCCCCAGCCAGCACAGUGGCCUUCAGCUGAAGUGCUCCCAGGGGGAUUGAGUAGGGAGUGAGGGGGCUGGGUAGGACAGCCUGGGACAGAUAGCCCUUUAUAGGUCUGGGCCUGGUGUCUGCCUACCCUACUGGGCUUGGGGACAGGAUGUCUUAUGCAGGGUAUAGUCAGCCUUGGAGCCUUUCCUGACCAUUUUGGUGACAUUCUUUGGAAUGUGCUGUGGGCCGGCCGUGAGUGUGCCCAGGGAGAGAGAAUGCAGCCUUGACCUGGGAGGCCAGGUUCUAGGACCCUGCACACAUCCCAGGCAUCCCAGCUGAGCACCCGUUGAGGCUGCACCAAGGACUCCCUUCUAGUUAGACUCUUCCAGGGUCCACCUCUCCAGGGAAGCCAGUCGGGGAGAGACAGAAGCAAACUCAUUCUUGCUCGGCUCCCUCGGCCAUGAGAUGAACGGAGCUGGUAGGGAGGGAAUGGGGAGGGUACAGCUGACCAAGCACGGCCCCUGGGCCUUCUCUUAGCCAGAGCUGCUACCCUGAGACUCCAGCCUGACCUACAGUGGCCCUAAGAACAACUACAGCAUCUUCCACCAAUUCUUCUCCACUCCUUCAUGGCUAGGACAGUUACUGGUUGAUAUGCAAGUAAAGAUGACAAUUCAUUCAACAAAUGUUUAUCGAGCACCUUUCAUGUACCAGGCACUGUUCUAGGUGCUUAGGAUAGUCUGCUUCUGAGGGACGACAGACUCGGGGACUCCAUUGUCUUUACUUCUAGCAGAUUUUUGGCUGCCUUUCCCAUAGUCAGCACAGCCCGAGCCCCCCAAACUGUCCUUUCUCCCCCACAGACUGGCAGGUGGGGUUGGCUCCUAGGUAACCCUCUUCCUUGUUCCCUCACCUUUCUCCCUCCACAAGACACUGAUUUUUCAGAGCCUUCCCCUUUAGCUGUCUCCUUUUUUUUUAAAGUGAUAUUUUAAGAAAUACUGUACAAUACCAAGGAUUAAUGUCUGCACGUCUGUCUCUCACCUCUUAUUUCAUAAAGCUGGCCCUUUAUGUUGCUUUACAUGCCUUAAUAUAUGUUUUAUAAAGAUUAUACAUAUUAUAGAUAUAUAUGUAAUAUAUAUUUGUUUGGGUGUCUGAUCCUUUUCUAGAACUCCUGCCCAGGCCUAUUUUCUCCUCUUUGCUUUCCACACCAUUCCUAGCAUGUCGUGGCUGCGCCCCAUGCCUGUCGAUCCAAAGAAGGGGAGAGAAAGACUUAUUUUAAGACAGAUCUAUUUUAUGCUUUUAUUUUAAAAGCAAAUCUAUUUUCAAAUGUUCACUGUCUAAAUGGAAUUGGCAAACAAUGUGAGGAGACUGGGGUGUCUGCCUCUAGUUCCAACCCUCCCCCCUUCCAUCUUCCCAGCAGCUCCUCCUCCCGUUCCCCAGUCUGCAGAGGGCUGGUCCCGAGAGCUCUCCUGGAGAGAAUCUUGCCGGGGCAGGACAUUCUCUUGGAAGUCCUGGUCUAAGGAUUUGAUUACACUGUCAGCUCUCGAUGACCCUCUAGGGUUAUCGGGUAUGAGUCCUAUGGAGAAAAUGUUUACAGCAUGAGCACAAAAGAACAUCCAUGCAGCACCUCCCCCAGAGGUGCUCCUGGACCACCUCCCUCCAUCACCCUGCUGGAAAGGGCCGAUCGUUUCUUGGCAGCCUGUGCCAAACAAGAACGCCAGUCUGUUCCCUGAUGGACCCAGGAUAUGGUGUGAAGGCCAAAGGAAAUGGUUUGGGAGCCCCAGUCCUUCCGCGUAGACGUGUUCAUGCUCCUUGGACUGCUCACACUCUGUUCACUUGACUUCUCUCUGCUCUGGGUCACGUCUGUGGCAUCUGUUAGUCUCUGUGACCUUUCUUCUGGGGGCUGUUAAGGGCCUGGUACCUUGGUCUGGCAUCCAGACUGUGGACUCAGCUUCUGGGCUGAGGAGAGUUCCAAGGACAAUGGGACAUCUCAGCCUUGCCCACGGACCCCAGGACUUGUCUCCAGCUGCUGCUCCUGGGGUGCCGAACUAAGCCAGUUCAGCCUUCCAAACUGCUCAUCGACUGUCGAAGUGGGCAAAGGGCUCCUGCCUUGUAUGGAUUUGGGCAGGAUGGAAGCCUUUUGUCCAGAUCUGGAAUCCAGGGGCUUGAACCCUAGCACAGAGCUCCUGACCAGCAUUGGAAGCCUGACCUCCCACCUCUGACACUCCCCGGCCCCUGUUCCCAGCCUAGAGCAUCUUGCUAUGAAUGAAGGGGGCCCAGAUGGAGGCCCAGGGCUGAGUAACCCACCUGGUACAGCCCUGGUUUUAAUCUAGAGCCUUCCUAAUUAGCACAUUACCUCCCUGAUCAAUAACCAAGAGGCUGCAAUCGAAUAUUGCUACUGUCACUUUAAGAUCUUCUGAGGUUGCAAGCUGUGCAAUGUGUUCUGCCUCGGCGUGAGGCAUGCUCUUGGGGCAGGGCUGACUACAGCAAAAGGAAACCAAUUCCUUUCCCCUUUAAGCACCCCCACCUGGAAGCUCUUAA